GCGAAAAAGUGGCCAAAAUAUUUUUCCGAUUUUCUCUUUUUAUCAAAAGCAGUUUUUUUAUACUAAUCUUAUUUAAACUCAAUUUACUGUAAAGGAAGUUGAAAUUAAAUUGUUUUCGGAAAAUAUUUAUGCUAAAGUGUACAAGAGUUUGUUUGCAAGAUUAUUCAAGCGUUUUCUUUGUUGAUGAUUAAGCAUAAAAAGACUAGAACUUUUAAACAUAAUUGAGGAAGUUGGUAUUAAUCAUGUGGAUUUGCAAGCUGUUUUAGAAGCUAAAGUGAGAAAAAAAUGAUCAACUAUGAAGAACUGUCCGAUGUGGAACUCUCAGAAAAAAUUAGACUUUUUAUUCUGAAAUUUAGAGUAUACAAAGCAUAAUCGUAAUUUUGCAAGACUAACUAAACAAGAACUACCCUGGUUAGAGGGUGAGUUGUUUCAGAAUAAAAAAGCUGAACUUGAUUUAGCUUUAAAAGCCGGUAGACCAGAAAAAAAAUGAACAGAGUGUUCAUUAAGAACAAAAAGAAGGAAAGUUUCAAGAUUGGCUAAAACCCAUUCAACUAAAGAGUUAGCAGAAGCUGCUAUUGUAAGUGCUAAAUCAAGUCCUAAAAAAUUGGAUUUGGGAAUGUUUUCUCAAGUUCAAACAAGCAAAACAAAAAAAAAGGAUAAACAUCAGCCAACUAUGAUGUCUGCAGAACAAGCUUUAUCACUUAAAAUUCAUUGUGAUUUGAGUGAUUCGCAAUAUCAGAUUAUUCGAAACUUAUCUCUGAUGCAAAAUGCUGACAUUUAUCCCCCGUUAAAAACAAUCCUAAAAUCAAAAGUAGAUUGUUACCCAGAGGGUUUGCAUAUUACAGAAACAUCUGCAAAGUGUAGUUUUUAGAACAUGGUUAACCAUACUUUGUCCCGAAUUUUGAAACUAAAGUCUGAGCAGCUUCAGAAUUUAGAUGAAACUGUGACUAGUGGAGUAUUUAAUUUGAAAUGUGGCAUGGAUGGGGCAUCUUCACAAAGUAUUUAUAAUCAAAGAUUUGAUGAUACUGGUUUUACUACUGGAAUGCAAAAUGAACAAUCAGUAUUUCAAACUGCAAUAGUUCCUUUGAAGUUAAGAAUUGGGGAUACAAACAUCUGGAAUAAUCCAAAACCAUCUAGCCCUCAUUUCUGAAGAUCUCUUCAAAUACAAUACCAAAAGGAAACAACUAAACUCAUUGCAGAAAAAGAAAUAAGUCUUUCUUUUUCUUAAAAACAAAUUGAAAAUCUCGAGGACUAUAUUUUAGAUCUACAUCUCUUUAGUAAUGAAAAGCAUGGUUCCAUAAAAAUUAAAAUUGUUGUUGACUUAACUUUGCUUGAUGGAAAAUCGGUAAAUGCUGUCAUGGCUUUGAAUUCAUCGCAAUCGUGCAAUGUUUGUUUUGCAAAGCCAAGCGAUAUGAACAAUCUAGUAAAAAUCAGAAUGUUCACUCCUGAUGAAAAGUCUCUUAAAAUGGGAAUAUCUGCAUUACAUUGUUGGGUUAAACUGUUUGAGUAUGUUCUACACUUAGGAUAUAAAAUAAAAAUUAAAAAAUAUCAGGCAAUAUCAGAAGAACAUAAGCUUUCUGUUGUUGAGCAAAAAAAUGAAAUUCAGAAUCGGUUUAGAAGUGAGCUCAGUCUUGUUGUCGAUAUGCCAAAGCAUGGCUAUGGUUCUUCAAACACAGGUAACACAGCCAGAAGAGCAUUUGAGAAUGCAGAUACUUUUGCAGAUAUUACAGGAGUUGAUUUUAAUAUUAUUGUUAGAUUAAGAAAUAUAAUGAAAGCUGUGUGCAGUGGGUACCACCUUGAUUUAGAGGCUUUCAAAAAAUAUUGUUUAGCUACUUCUGAAAUGAUAAUUGAAAAAUAUAACUGGUACAUAAUGCCACCUACUGUACACAAGCUAUUAGAGCAUGGUUAUCAAAUUUCUGAUUGCUUUGAACUCCCAAUCGGUGUAUAUUCAGAAGAGGCUCAGGAAGCACAAAAUAAAUACAUUCAAAAUGCAAGACUAAACCAUACAUGUAAAAUUUCCAGAAAAAAUGCAAUCGAAAACUAAUGUCAUUAUCUGCUGUUGCAAAGUCAUCCAAUAGUGUCAUCAAUCAGCUUCAAAAUUACUAAAUCCAUUGGUGCUGUUAGAUACCGAAGUUUUAAAAUUGUUGCUUGAAGAAUGAUUUUUUAAAUGUUUUUUUAGCUUUGU
Hydra vulgaris (swiftwater hydra) is the source of this 2185-nucleotide messenger RNA. RefSeq lists its product as uncharacterized. The record is from RefSeq and is a predicted model, not a curated record. Lineage: Eukaryota; Metazoa; Cnidaria; Hydrozoa; Anthoathecata; Hydridae.